Marmota flaviventris (yellow-bellied marmot) is the source of this 1099-nucleotide messenger RNA. RefSeq names its product BUD23 rRNA methyltransferase and ribosome maturation factor (gene Bud23). NCBI's taxonomy places the organism in Eukaryota, Metazoa, Chordata, Mammalia, Rodentia, Sciuridae. Gene Ontology annotation, molecular function: rRNA (guanine) methyltransferase activity. Gene Ontology annotation, biological process: rRNA (guanine-N7)-methylation. Gene Ontology annotation, cellular component: nucleolus. The record is from RefSeq and is a predicted model, not a curated record.
UAAAAGCCGGGUUCCGGGAACGCCAGCGUGCUGAGGAGGCUAGAGGAUGGCGUCUCGGGGUCGGAGACCCGAGCACAGCGGACCCCCGGAACUGUUUUACGACCAGAAUGAAGCCCGGAAAUACGUUCGCAACUCACGGAUGAUCGAUGUCCAGACCAAGAUGGCUGGGCGAGCACUGGAGCUCCUUAAUCUGCCCGAGGGUCAGCCCUGCUACCUGUUGGACAUUGGAUGUGGUUCCGGGCUGAGUGGAGAUUAUCUCUCAGAUGAAGGGCACUAUUGGGUGGGCAUUGACAUCAGCCCUGCCAUGCUGGAUGCAGCCUUGGACCGAGACACGGAAGGAGACCUGCUUUUGGGGGAUAUGGGCCAGGGCAUCCCCUUCAAACCAGGCUCCUUUGAUGGUUGUAUCAGCAUCUCUGCUGUGCAGUGGCUCUGUAAUGCCAACAAGAAGUCCGACAUUCCUGCCAAGCGCCUGUACCACUUUUUUUCCUCUCUGUAUUCUGUUUUGGCCCGUGGUGCCCGUGCCGUCCUGCAGCUGUACCCUGAGAACUCUGAGCAGUUGGAGCUGAUCACAACCCAGGCCACGAAGGCCGGCUUCACGGGUGGCGUGGUGGUGGACUACCCCAACAGUGCCAAGGCAAAGAAGUUCUACCUCUGUCUGUUUUCUGGGCCUUCAACCUUCCUGCCGAAGGGGUUGAGUGAAAAUCAGGAGGAAGAGGAGGCCACUGAGUCCAUGUUCACUAAUAAGAGGGUUCCCUACAGGCUGGCACGGCGAGGCCUGGUGAGGAAGAGCCGAGAGUGGGUGCUGGAGAAGAAGGAGCGCCGCAGACGUCAGGGCAAGGAAGUCCGACCCGACACUCAGUACACCGGCCGCAAGCGCAAGCCGCGCUUCUAAGUGGCGGCCACCUCUGGACAGCUCCGACCCAUCAUGGGAGCCGCCAGCUCAGCUCUCGCCCCCAGGAAGUUUUCUAUUUUGAAGUGAUUACUUCUGCAGUUGACAACAUAGUAUUUUAGAAAAGUUCUAAAAUUAUUUUCACUAAAUAAGUUAUAAGGAUUUCUUGUUUUGUUCUAAAAGCAAUAAACCACUUUGCGUAGAAGUGAA